Molecule: messenger RNA, 645 nt
Organism: Boeremia exigua
Lineage: Eukaryota; Fungi; Ascomycota; Dothideomycetes; Pleosporales; Didymellaceae
Exons: 2
Coding region: 65-424 (119 amino acids)
Source: RefSeq, a predicted model, not a curated record
CAAGUUCGUUUCCAUAAACCCGGACCUCCAAUCACUUCGGAUCGAAUCGAAAGCGACAGUAGCAAUGGCCUUCAGUAAAGCAGAGUAUCAGAAGGAGGAGUUUACGGCGGGCAUGCCGCCAGUGCCAGAGGGCGAGUUCUGUGUUUUCGGCAUAGUACACGCGCACCCCGAGCAUGCAGAUGCUCUUGAAGCAGUCUAUGCGGAAACAACACGUCUUGCUGCUUCAGAGCCCGGCAUCAUCUACUACUGCAUAUCUCGGGACUGCGAUGAUCCUACAAUGUUCCACUUUUUCGAGCGCUACACUGGCCGCCUUGCAUUCGAGGAGCACAAUGCACAGCCGAUCAUCCGGAAGUUGAUCCAAGAUAAACUGUUCAAGGGAGUCAAGGCAAAGUUCGUGGAGGCGAUCAAGCCAGCAAGCUCGUAGUGCCAAUAGAAGAAGUUGCCACCAAGCAACUGCCCAGCCCGACAAGUGAAGUCCAGAACUAGGAUUGUCCUAGGAAAGUCAAUGUCAAGUUGCUGCUGUUCAACGGCACCAACCCUCCUGGUAUAAGCAAAAUUAGCAUUAGAAACAGGAAGUAGCCGAAGUUGAGGAUAGACGCAUCUUCCAGGGUGUACUGCUGUGCAUCUAUGUAUAGGUUCUGUCAC